Molecule: messenger RNA, 3795 nt
Organism: Penaeus vannamei (Pacific white shrimp)
Lineage: Eukaryota; Metazoa; Arthropoda; Malacostraca; Decapoda; Penaeidae
Source: RefSeq, a predicted model, not a curated record
GGCUCAAUGCGGGACAAAAAGAAGGAGGAGCAGAACCGCGGCAAACCCAACUGGGAGCACUUAAAUGAGGAAUUGCAUGUUCUCAUUACUGUAGAAGACACAGAGAACAGAGCCAAACUUAAAAUUCAGCGGGCAAUUGAAGAGAUCCGAAAGCUGCUUGUUCCAUCAGCUGAUGGUGAAGAUGAACUCAAGAAGAGACAGCUGAUGGAGCUUGCCAUUAUCAACGGCACAUACAGAGAUUCUUCCAGCAAGAAUGCAGUGGCCUUUUUGGCCUCUGCCCAGAGCAGCCACUAUAACGGGGGUCGACUGUACCCAGUGAACGAAUUUGAGGCACUGGGUCAUCUUGCAGGGGAGGCACCACGCCUCAUCACGCCAGGAAUGACACUCCCGUCUCCGCUGCGCACAACUACACCGCUGGGUGGUCCUCCUCUCAUCAUGCCUGCAAGGAUCCAUGUUCCAACUUCAAAUGCGCUGAUAAAUGGAACAGGAAAUGCUGGGAUGCCGCCACCACUGAUUGCUGCAAGUGAUGCAUCUGCUAGUCUCCUGUAUGCUGCUCCAUAUGCCGCUGCUGCAGAGUAUGCUGCCAACUACGCUGCCCUCACCUCCCCCCUCCUCACUGAGUACCCCCCGGACGCUGCUGGUGUAGCGGCUAAGCAGCGGCGCCAUUUGGGCCAGGCACGGGAGCACCCCUAUCAAAGGACGGGUACGCUCUCGUAGGCCACAACCCAGCUGACCUGGCGCGUUGCUAACCCGCCCCGGGCUCCUUCUCUUGUGUCCCUCGUGUCACUACUGACCAGCACUGAGGCACCACCACCACCACCACUCCACCACCACCACCACUCACCCUAGGACACACCACUAACCGCGCUGCGCUCGGGUGCCGCAGCAUCGCCCACCCGGCUCCACGAUCGUCGGUACGUGCCAUCGGUGCCGCUCCAAUACCGCCCAUGACCAAGGGCAGGUUGAUGACCUAUGGGUCUAAUGGCCACUACACUGCCGACCCGUGUACAAGGGCAGGGCUCAGAACCUUCUGGGUGGGCACAGGGAAGCCUUUGCAUAAUGUUGAGGCUAUGGUGCCUACGUGUCCCAACUGCCUGCCCACAGGGGCACGACAACCACCAGUUUGUCAACUAAACUUUAAAGUACUAACUUGUGUAGAGAUACUAAAUAUUACAACAGAAACCUCUGUGACAAUGUUCAAAGUCAUUCCUAGGGUGGAAUACUGCUCAGCUAUAGGCAGCUCCUACUUAGAAUCUCCAGUAACAUAAGUGAUGAAUCUGUUUGAAGAAAAUAAAUUCUUUGUAAUUCUGAAGAUCAAUUACUUGAGACUGGUACUAUAUAAUGUGUGCAUUUAGAGAUGGUGCUAAUGUUAAGCUUGGUCACACAGCUUUAUCGUUAGGGUCUUUGUGUUGUUGGUGUUAUAUCUUUAUUAUAAAUAGAUUAGUAAAUAGGUGUUAAAAAGAAUCUCGAUAGCUUCUAGUGCAAAGUGUCAUGUAAGUUUUAAUGUCAAUCUUCCAAGCCUUGUGCUGUGAUAUGGGACAAUUGGACCAAUCUAGAGCCCAUUAAUAUUUGGCCAAUAUAAAGCGCAAGUGAAGGUGCAGCUUUCUUUUAAGGACAGAAGUGAUAAUACAGUGUACAGAAUCUGAAGAAGAAUGCCAAAUCAUGACCAGGAUGCGGGAUUUAAAAAAGUUUAAUGACCAUUGUAUUAGAAUUUAUUCAAAGAAAGAAUAUUUACUUUUGUUUUUGAUCAUUGAGCAGUUUAUUUAAAAGUAUACUUUUAGUUAAGAAGUGAUUUAGAUUAACCCAGUUGGUUAGUUGCUUUUCUGAAUGAUAAAACCAAAAGUUAUAUUGGAUAUAGAUUUAUGAAAAGAAUCCAAUACACUUGAAAACAAGGGAUAACAAAUAUAGCAAUUAGAGAAUGAAGCUAUAUUUGUUUUCCAAUGGCUGAUUAAGUGUAAGGAUUUGGUUGGUUGGUGUAAUUUAGUGUAAGUCAGAUUGGUUAUUAGACCAAGUUAGAAGUGCCUUAAUUUACUAGAUGGGCUCCUCAAACUACUAAGGUUUUCUUCAGAAAUGACUAUUGUAAUUCUCUCUGAAUGCCCUCUAUAGUGGAGCCCAGUGGACCUCUUAUGUAGAGAUUAAUGUGCCAAUAGGAAAAUAAAUUAUGAUGUGGUAAGUAGCUGUUAGCCUCUUGUUGUUACUCAGGCGGGUUCUUGAAGAAAGCGAAGAAUUGGGAAACUGUUUACCACACUUCCUGAGGUUAGCAGGUUGCUAUGGUGCGACGGUCAUUGGCGAAUAUUAGCAGGUGAAGGUGUGACACUUGUGUACAUAGUUGUUCAUCAUCUCAUUAUUGUACUUAACCAUUUAUUGUACUUAAGCAUGGAUCUAUGCAAUGACAAUUAAAUGAGAAGCAUUUUGGGGGGUAGAAAGCCUAAUGUACGAAGGUCAUUUCUAUUUUAGUUUUCCCAUUGUCGCUGUUGUUUGUGCCAUACUUGGAUGUUUGGAAAGCAUCCAAGAUUCGCCUUCGUCUCAGUAUGUGCAAAUAUUAAAUGUAAGUAGUUGUACUUACCAGACGUAUCAACAGGUAGUUGUGUAAGUAGUACGUAUUAUGCAUUAACAUCAAACCAUGUUAGGGUGGAGGUUCCUUUUUCAUCACUUGUGGAUAAGCUGUUGUACGCACAUGUGCCAAUUUUUUGUAUAGGAUAUAAAUUCAUCCCUGUUAAUAAGCCUUCCUCUUUUGUUGCCUAAUCUUGGUUGUGACUUCCCCAGAGCUUCAGUUGCAGGAGUUCAAGUUUUGAGUCUAUAUUUCAGUUUUUAGAUAUUUUUCUCAUGCAUGUAAUUGGAUAUGUACUUGGUGUACAAGAAUGUAUACUCAGAAUAAUCUAAAAAAAAAAAAAGUGUUAAUGUUAAUCUGGUAAGUGAAACUAAAUGUAUAAUUAUUUAAGCACAAGAAUCUCAGUGUUCUAGAUGUUAUUUUUUUUAGUAAGUAUGAAGCCUCCUGUUGAAAUAUAUUUUGGUGCUACCCCACAUAUGCCAGCUAGUGAGGAGAGCGUAGUAACCACCCGUCCUGUUUGCAUAUGUCUGAUAGUCAUGCUGGCCCUGAGCUAGUAUUCUUUGCUUCAUUGCUUUUACACCAACUCGAUAAUCAUACUCAUUGUCACAAAAAAGGUGAACGACAAAGCAUUUCUUUAAGAAAAAAAUAAAUCAUUUCUGUGAUUCUACACUACUUAAUGAAGCAAGACCUUUUGACAGUUCAGGUACAACAUGACUGGUGUUGUUUUGUGACUCCUGUACAGUGCCUGCUCUGGUACUUGUCUUUGGAUGCGUCCGGAUGAUUGUGUCAUAUUGCUCACUCAUAAGAAUGAAGUUUUAUUUCAUUUUUGAUGGAAGCUUGUAAAUUAUGAGAUAUAGAAUAUUAAAUAAUUUCUUAAUAUAAGAAAAUUUAAAGAAUACAAUUGUUUUUUACUCAUUAUCAAAGAAAUUCUUGUUUGGCUCAGUUCAUAGAUGGAUAAUAACCCAGAAUAUUUUUUGUUACAAACACUUGCAGGAAAAUACAUGUACAUAAUAUAUCAAAAACUUAACUCACAUUGCCCUAAACCUUUAUCAAAAUAUCUAAUAGAAGAUUUAUGUUAAUAAUGGCUUGUUAAUUGAACUCACAAUCAUGGGAAUGGUAUCACUGUGACGGUGGACUACUUACAGAACACUCAAGUUGGACAAUGCAUUUUAAUCCUCAAGAUGCAGAAUGUAUUUCAUUUUAUAAUCUCCUAUUCUCUAUAAUAUAAAAAUGUUUCGUACAAA